GUGUUACUGUCACGUGUCACGUGUCACGAUCAGCGUAGUCUGUCUACAGCCAGCUGUACUAUCGCAAUCAAACGUAAAGCUACAUUUUCUCUGAACAUUCAGCAUUACAUGACACUGUAAACCCCAUCCUCUCUUUGAUUUUUUUGAUUACUUUUCUUGACACAAACUAUCACUGAGUUUAUCAAGUACUCAAAGCCAUGUCCUGCUUUCUUGAACUCUAAAAACUAGGUCCCCGGUUAUCUGGAAUAAACGAAAACCGGAAAAAAACACUUAAGCAGACUAUGGCAGGAAAAGAUUGUCACCCAUCCUGCAAAGACACACUUUAAACUGGAGCCUCCAUUCCCAGCAUACCCUGGCAACAAAGCAGUCAGAGCUCGAGGACGUCCUCUGGUCAUCAGAAUUGAGUUUUAAACGCUGAUGUCUUGCUUCUCUUGGCCACCAGCGACUUCUUAUCACACUUCUUGCAGACUACACGACAUUUCAUGUCAACUGGGUUCCUUUUUCAACUGCGAUUUGCAGCCAUUUCAUGAAAAAAACUCAGUGAGUCAGGCCGCGGUCCAUGAGUCCAGAGCUGAAUUCACUUCCUCGAGCUGCGGUGUUGUAGAGAAACCUGAUGGCUGUGGUUUGACUAAAAUAUUGUAAACUGUGUCCUGGGCCUGUAAAGAGCUCUCGCUAGCACUAGUGUUCUGUGGUGUUUGUCUGUGGACAAGUGUAUGACUGACGGGAAGGUGUCCUGACAUAAAGAAUAUUGCAACCUGUGAGGCACACAAAGUGAUCUGGACAUCCCUCUGUUGGUGCCAGCAAUCGGAAAAUGAACCUUCUAAUAAUCCAUCUUAUUGUAGGUGGGAUAUGUGGAGCUUUAGGUGACUCUGUCCUGACCGACUGCCAGGUCACCAUCAGCACUGUCAACUGGACUGUGUCCGGGUCUUGUCGUGUGGAGCAAAAUGUCUCCAACUACAACUACAGCUGUGAGUGGGAAGUAGACAAUGAGCGGACAUCAGUCGGACAGUCGGACAGCGGUGAUGAGCUUUGUUCUUUUACACAACCGCUUGAACUUACUACCUACAACUACCGUGUACAUUUUUCACCGUCUUCAGCAGCAGCGGUUUCAGGAGAAGUCAAAAUUGCUCAAACUGGAAAUUCUACAAAGUUUCGUCCACAAUUGGUGGAAUGUGGAGCAAAUCUGACUUGUUCGUGUCUGACAACCACAGAGGACAGUGAGAAGCUGGUGAAGACUGAGGGACAGCGGGAGGACAACGGCACACAGUUCACGUGUCACGUGACAUGGACUGGGAAUCUUUUCAAAUCACUCACCUACACUCUUAUUGCUAAUUGGACUGUCGAAGAGGACAUUCCAUCGAUUCCUGUGACAUCAUCCUCGACUGAAGCAUACGUCGGGGUUGUCGUCGCUGUCCUUGCAUUGACUGGUAUCGCCGCUUUUCUCGCUGUUUACUUCAAGUGCCGAUACAACUAUUCACGAAAAGCUGCUGACCAAACUCCAGAUUUGACAGGAACUGAACUGUACGCCUCUACGUCACGCCGGGAGGAGAGCAGGCACAGGUACUCCACGCUACGUCACACAGACACUGCAUACGAGGAGCCGCUGCCUCCAGCCCAACACCCUCGAGGUCCGUCAAACCCCACGUCGACACCGGCGACACAUCAGGAGGACACUCAGUACUCGGACAUGGAGCUUUUUCCUACAGAGAUAACAUACCAAGCACCAAUCCCGCCUACACAGGAUGUUCAUACUUACAUGAUGCUCCACAACAUACACAGCGCCACCACAGCACCAUCCCAGGUCUUAGAUGAUCCUGGUGAUGAUGGAAACGGACCUUGAGACUUUCAUAGUCUUAGACUAGGGUCAGAAAUACAAUUGUCAGUAGAUGGCCUUGCAGUCAUCAGGUUGCUUCGGGUGUUCCACACUAUACUUAAUUAAUAAUUAUAUCUUAAAUUUGUUUUGUCCAUCCACGAUAAUCGUAAUCAUAAAGGUAAUUGGGUUUUAAGAAAAUGUUCAUCAUUUAAUAUUCUCUCUCAGUAUCAAUAAAGCAUUUUGCACGAA
This is a messenger RNA of Pomacea canaliculata, 2062 nucleotides long. RefSeq lists its product as uncharacterized. Bases 812 to 1840 code for a protein of 342 amino acids. NCBI's taxonomy places the organism in Eukaryota, Metazoa, Mollusca, Gastropoda, Architaenioglossa, Ampullariidae. The record is from RefSeq and is a predicted model, not a curated record. The transcript has 9 exons.